This is a messenger RNA of Paramecium sonneborni, 2445 nucleotides long. The record is from the annotation of a GenBank genome assembly. NCBI's taxonomy places the organism in Eukaryota, Ciliophora, Oligohymenophorea, Peniculida, Parameciidae.
AUGUCCAACCGAAAUACAAAAUCUAAGAGUCCUAACAUUAAAAAACAGUAAAAUUUUGACAAAGAUUUAAUCAAAUAUCUUAUUUUAUAAAAGAUAACCAAACCUUCUGUUCCUGCCGAAAUGAUUACCAAAACCUAAACCGAUGAAGAUUCAGAACUCAAUUAAUUUAGAUAAGAAAUUGAAAUUAAGUAUUCUUAAAUCCUUUAUCUUAUUUCUAGAUUCAAGAAAUGUAAAAUCAAUUAGUAAUUUAAGUUUCCAAAAGAAAACUACGAAUCUUCAUCUGAUAAUUCUCUUUCAUCUCUUAAAGAUGUAACUCUCUAUUAGUUAAAUCAUAAUAACUUACAAUCUAUCACAGAUGCAACCUAACCAUAAUUCAUUAAACUACUCAACCAAAAAUUAAUCAAAUUAACAGAUUUAAUUCAAAAUGAAACUUCAAAUGAAAAUCCAAUCCUAAAUCUUAAUUAUUCAAGGUUAAUCUCUUAAUAAAUAUUAAGAUUACAAAAGCUCCGUGUUCAGAAUCUUUCCAAUACAUCCAUAACAGAAUAGAUUGAUUUAACUGUAACAAGUCAAGGUCGUGAAAGCAUGACUUAAAAACACAAUUUUAAUAUUGGCUUUAGAGCUACCCCUACAUUGUCUAAAGAAAAGAAAAAUCCACCUAAAAAAAUACUUAAUAUAGAAUAACAAAAGUUGCUAAAUAAUGCAAUCAAGUAAUUUAAUCAUUUGUUAAUUUAGCAACCCAUUCCAUAUCAGAAAUAACUAAGGGAACAAGUCUUUACUUAACAACACUGUUUAUGCUCAAGACAAAAAAAAUAUUGAGAACAUUAGAAUUAAAACAGAAUAUAAUGAUUAAGAAUCGAAUUUAAGUCAUUUUUAUUUACUGUCUAAAUCAAGGUAAAUAAUUAUUUUAUUAUUCUAUUUUCAUUUCAGACCUAAGAAUAGAGAAACAAAUACAAAAAUUAAAAAAUAAGAUUCCUCUUAAAACCAUAAAAUGUUAAAUUAUACAAUAGAUAGUCAUAUGUUAGAAAAGUUAAAAGGCACAAGGAAUGCUAAAAGUUAAAACAAAAAUUAUUAAAAUUGAUUUUAAUUAUUUAUUAAUAAUUUGUGCUUUUUUCACUUCUACACUCAUACUCUAUUGCCAUAAUUUAAAUCAAUAAGAUAUAUGUGCAAAUUAUAAAUAAUAGUAAAAAUUAUAUAGAUUAGAAAGAUGUUGUAAAAAACGGAUUUGUGAUUAAUUAAUAUAAAAUGAAAACUUUCUUUGGGUUUACAUUGUUGUAUUUGAUAUUGGCUAAGUAUAUUAAACAUACUACAUUAUAGUCAAGGAAUUUAAUCAAUUCAAUAAGAAAAAUUGCAUCCAAUUUCAAAAAUUAUACUUGGAUUGUCAGAAGUGUAAUCAAAAGAUUUUAAUUUCCAAUAAUUGUUUGUUUCACUAGAUGAAUUGGCAGAUUCUUUCUAAAAAAGGGUAAAUGAUGAAAAUACUACUUAUGAACAAGAUUAGUAAUCAUAUUUUUCUGAUGUCUAAUUCUAUGAGAAUUAAAUAAAUGAUUUUAAGAACAAAGUUUAUUUUGAUCAUUAUCUCAUAGAUUGCAUAAUUGGAAAUUGAUAUCAAAGAAUUAAAUGAUGAAGGAUUACGUUUAUAAGCAUUUUUAACAGAAGCUAAUUAAGACUUAAGUGAUGCAAUUAAAUUAGUGACUUAAAAGGAAUAACAAAUCAACUCAGAUAAUUCAGUUUUUGAAUAACAGAAUUAAGAAUAUGCUGAUACAAUAAAUGUUCUUGAUUAAGCAAUUACAUUACUUAAUGAAAUCAAAGAUGAAGCUUCAUUAAUCUAAAAAUAACAACACAUCAAAGAAGUCUCUUAAAAUAUGCACAAAAGGUAUGAAAUUCUUUCUUAUGAUUGUUAGUAUGAAAAAAUUGUCAUCAAAAAGAGUCUUUUAUUAACCUUUAGUAAAUGUUUUAACAUAAUUAUCAUAAAACAACUAUGUAGAUUAAGAAAACCUUAAUAAAGUCAUUAAUUUUAUGAGUUAACUUAGAUAAAAUUUGAUUGAUGCAUAAAUAUCAUUGUAAAAUCAACAUGAAUCAUAAUCUAAAUUGUAAUAAGAUAUUUUAUCUGAAACCUAAGCUAAAGUUAGUGAAAUUUAAGAUUUUUUAAUUCCAUUAUUAGAAACAGAGAUUUCCAUCAAGUAAAUUGAAGUUAGAGCUUUAAAUUCAAUAUUAUAAGAUGCUUAGAGUAAUUUAGUAGAAGCUUAAGAUAAUCUUGUUGCUACUUAAAAUAGAUGGAUUGAAAGGUAAUAAAUUAUACUAAUCAUUAAUUUAGAACUGCAACACAUAACAACUUAUUAUAACAAUAUAAUAAUGAGUUGCUAGCUAUUAAAGAUGCCGAAAAUGCGCUAAAAAAAGGUGGUAUAUUUAGAUAAUGAUUUUGUUUUAAUCAAAAACAAUUAAUAAUAA